AUGACCAUAUUGACGCAUGACACCCCUGACCUAUCAUUGGCCUCGCACCGCUCAACAUUCCAACCAAGAGACCAUCUUGAAAGUCUGAUCACCAAAUACGGAUACCCCACACCUGUGUCACUCUCCUCCCUGCGAGAUUUGACAGCCACCUCAUCUACUUAUAAUCCCCCUUCCCCUCGGCCCCGUUAUCCGGAUUCCAUUCCGAUCAACGCUUUUGAAUCACUCGCCUUAUCCUCGUCAACGAGACCUAUUCCCAUACCAAGACGCCCCGGUCCAAUAUACGAUCUUCCAGUGACACCACUCACCGGUAGAUUUGACCACGACUCUUAUUUCGACGAUUGGGAACGUGCGUCUCAAUCCGCCAAGUCCCGAAAAGUCCCCUCAAUCCGACCUAUCCGUCAUAGCCAAUAUUCAUCACAGCCCCCAUCUUCGAGGAGAAUGCGUUCUGAUAACUCACCUUACUACUCCCCGGCUGCCUCGCCUAUCAUGUCUCCACGACGCUCAAGCUCUCCUCAGCCAACUCGCUCUCGGACCCAGAACCCAUCCAAGGCCAAGCAAACCCAAACCCAGAACUUCCAUCUCGGUAGCCUGCCCCGGUUCCAUCCCGCCGUAUAUCAGUCGAGCAGUACUUCUCACAAUACUGCUCCCCAGCCUUCAUCUCCUCGCCAAUCCCGGCAGCCUGCCUACCGCACUGCAGCGGGGUCACGCGACAUGAUGUGGCAAUACCGUGAGUUCAUCGAGGGCGUCCACCAAGGUCCUUCGGCCCCCCGUUUGGACCCUUUGGUUAGCCCGGGCCCCGUCACGCCCCUGGCGCUAGAGGCCGGUGACUACCUCGCCCAUGGCUCGAUGAACAACACAUCCGAGCGGGCUCCACGAGAUGUCCCAAAGAAUUCCGGUCCUCCGGCUGAGCUGGUGGAGAAGCUCAUUGCCUACGAGGAGAAGGUUCGACAGAUGGCUCGAAAGCCCGCUAAAGGCCGGUAG
This is a messenger RNA of Penicillium vulpinum, 981 nucleotides long. RefSeq lists its product as uncharacterized. NCBI's taxonomy places the organism in Eukaryota, Fungi, Ascomycota, Eurotiomycetes, Eurotiales, Aspergillaceae. The record is from RefSeq and is a predicted model, not a curated record. Bases 1 to 981 code for a protein of 326 amino acids. The transcript has 2 exons.